AUGAUAGUUAAAAUAGGAUAUGUAAUAAAAAGAAUAUGUGAUAAUAUAAAAAUAGUAUGUAUUUCUUAUUAUAAAUAUUCUUAUAUAUAUAAAAAAUUAUUAUUAUGUAAUAAAUAUAUAAAAGUUUAUGAUAAAAGAAAUGAAAUUGUAAUAAAUGAUUAUGUAUUAAUUAAAUAUUAUAAAAAGAGUAAAUUUUGUAAUAAUAAGAUAAUAAAAAUUUUAUGA
This is a messenger RNA of Plasmodium berghei ANKA, 225 nucleotides long. Lineage: Eukaryota; Apicomplexa; Aconoidasida; Haemosporida; Plasmodiidae. The record is from the annotation of a RefSeq genome assembly.